Molecule: messenger RNA, 3154 nt
Organism: Acyrthosiphon pisum (pea aphid)
Lineage: Eukaryota; Metazoa; Arthropoda; Insecta; Hemiptera; Aphididae
Gene: Ufl1
Product: UFM1 specific ligase 1
Exons: 14
Coding region: 216-2519 (767 amino acids)
Biological process (GO): regulation of proteasomal ubiquitin-dependent protein catabolic process; protein K69-linked ufmylation; response to endoplasmic reticulum stress
Cellular component (GO): endoplasmic reticulum membrane
Molecular function (GO): UFM1 ligase activity
Source: RefSeq, a predicted model, not a curated record
CGUAUUGUUAUCAAUGUCGUGGCACUUUUUAUCACGGAUAUAGAUAUCCGUGCUUAGUGCUUUUUAUCAAUUCGUGGCCCAUGCCACUAAACGUAUAUGGCUUAUCCGUUAUCGUGGCAAUAUUAUAACUCGACUUAUGAGAAAUGAGAAUUUAGAAGGAAGAAGAAGUAAGAAUAGGUACUUUAAUUAGUAUUUAAAAACUUAACUGAUUCAUCAUGUCGUCAAGUGAUUGGAACGAAGUAAAAUUGUUGGCUGCUGACUUUCAACGCAUUCAGUUGACCACUUCGUCCCAGAGACUAGGGGAAAGAAAUUGUGUAGAAAUAGUUGCGAAAUUGAUCAGUACCAAGUUACUGGAUGUAGUGUUCACAACUGAUGGUAAAGAAUAUGUAACACCAGUACAUUUGACAAAGGAAUUAAAAGAUGAAGCCUAUGUCCAAGGAGGUCGUAUAAACAUACUAGAUGCUGCUAGAGCUUUAAAAGUUGAUCCAGACGUUGCUUCAAACUUGUGUGAAAAAUUAGCCAAGGAUGAACCUGAUGAUUAUUGUAUUGUUCACGGUCAAUUGAUUGGAUUGACUUAUUUGGAUCAGAUUGCUGAGGAUGUACUUGACAAACUAGAACAAAAUGGACACAUAAAUGCAUUAAAAAUAUCUCAGCAAUUUGAUUUGCCUGUGGAUAUAAUUGAUUCGAUGCUUGAAAAACGCAAUAAAAAUUUGGCUUUUAAUCUACACAAAAAUAAAAACAAUCCAUACUUAUAUUACACCGAUUCUUACUUCAAUUCUAUUAAAAGAAUUGUUAGAGGAGCUCUUCUAGCUACUACUCGGCCAGUCUUAUGUACAGCUAUUAUAAAUCAAUGUUCUCUUGAUGAAAAAGAAUUUUUUACUGUAUUUGAGAGUUUGUUAGCAGAAAAACAAGUACCUGGGAUGUUAACAGACCGAAUUGGAAAUUCAUGUACAUAUAUUCCAAACAUACAUACUAAAACUCUAAAUAAUUGGGUUAUGAAUUUCUACACCAACAAUAACUAUUUAGAUUAUGAAGCAAUGAAUAGCGUUGGUAUAACUGAUCCUAUUUCUUAUAUUUCACGUAUGCAACUUGGAAAAGAAUUAAUUGCAUUGACCACAUGUUCUGUUGGUCCCAAAAUAUUAGAUGACAUUUCUGCUGCUAUAGAGGAAUGUAUUUCAACCGGAACUUGGAUUGAUAUUAUGGAUUUUGUACCAGUAGUUUUUGACACAAAAGACGGAGUAUUGGUUUUGGAAUAUUUGUUAAAAAAAAAUAAAAUAUCAAAGGGUUUUCAAAUUUUUGAUGAUACCGCAUUGGUAACCGAUAAAUUUAUAGAAGUGCAAUCUGAACGUAUAAUCAAUACAUUAGAUGCAAAAGUAAAAAAGAUUAUUGAGUCUGGAGAAUAUGCAAAUGCUUUGAUAAAUUGGAAAAUCCAACAAAAGCUUGCAGAGGAUAAAAACCCGGAACUCAGUCGAAAAGAAGAACGUAAAAAAAAAUCUGGCGGAAAACACGGUGGUGGAACACAGGGACGAGAAACUAAGAUAAAGGCUGUUAAAAAAAAAUAUGGACAAAAAUCAAAACAACAUGAUUCUGAUUCUGAUGAACAGGAAAAUAAAGUAGUUUCUAGUGAACAAUUUAUGAUGGAAAUUGUUAACGCAGAUGAAAUUAGAGAAAAUUUAGAAAAUGAUGAAACAUUUAAAGAUGUUGAUGAAGAUAAGAAUUCUUUAAUAGAAAAAAUUGUUUCAUAUCUCUACCCAAUUUUGAAUAAAGAAGCUCUAAGGAGAUCACAAGAAAUUUAUGAUCAAGUAAUGGCAAACCGGAUGGGUGAUCGUCGUAGAGUACAUCAGGACUUUCGAGACAAACUUUUAUUACUUUUGUCUGAUUUACAUCAAUAUAUUAAAGGUAUUCAAAAAUUUGAUAAUACUGAAACUCAAGGACAGCUCACGUCAUUCUUGUUAAAAUCUAUUGGUGGAGAGAUUGUAGAAAUAGUUAAAUGCUAUGUAGCACAAAAUAAAGAACAUAACUCAGAGUCAAAAUCUAACCAAUAUGAUAAACAAGUUGAAGAUGCCAUUGAAAAACUUCAAAAAUCAUUGACAUCUAAACUGAUUGAUGAUUUCCAUGAAGCUGUCGAUGAGUUAUUGUCUUCUGUAGAUAUAGUACAAAAAAAACACGAUCGUAAAAAAGAAAGGGAACAUUUACAAAAUAAUCGUCAACUUCUUUUGAAAUCGCUAUCAGACAUUGAGGAUGACAGUGCACAAGUACUUUUAAUUGCUACACAAAUACUUUUCCAAUCUAUUACACAGACAAUGAUUAAAGUCUCGGGGAAAUUUGUAUCUGUCCUCUUGGGAUUUUUACAAAAACACAUAAGUGAUCAGGAAUUUUCUGUUCUACAAAAUUACCAUGAUCUUGUUGUACAACUCUUGAAAGCUGAAGAUCCUGAAGAAAAAAAUAAUAUUAAAUCAAAACUAGAAGAAACUACGUGCAAUGUGAAAAACCUCGUGAUCAAUUUUAAAAAGUCUUAAGAUCUUUUAAAUUGUUUUUUGAAUGUUAUUUAUAACAGCCAGCCCUGAGAUAUUACAUUAUAUUUACUUCAUGGCCUAGUUGCACUUGCCUUGCUAUUAAAUACAAUUAUUAUUGAAAAUUGAUAAUAUUAUAUUAUAUGUCAUAAUAUACAACAAAUUAUAUUAUAAUUAUGUCAAUAUGUCAUAUCAAAUGUAAUUUAACGGUGAUAAGAAUAACUUAUCAUUAAAUGGGUUGGUUUAGGGUUAGAAUUAAGAAGUACAUAUUUAAAAUAAUUUUAUGUUGUGUAAUUUGUACAGGUCAAAUUGUUGUUCACCAUUUGAAUGAUGUGGAAUGCCACAAUGUUUGUGCAGUUUUAUAUUGUUUAUGUAUUUCACAUUCACGAGUACAUGACACAGCAUAAUCAUAAUCUAUAAAAUUAUAAUUAAUAACAUAGAAUGUUUGCUGCGACCUUUCCUGAACUCAUGUUUGAACUAAGUAAUAUUGUUAAUCUAUUAACAUAAUAAUUCAGACAAUUAGUGUAAGAUUCUCAAGAUUUGACAUUACUCUUGAAAAAAAAGGAUAAUUAUUCUAAAAGAUAAAAUAGAUAUUGAAUUUAAUUUAAUAUUUAACAAAUAUACAAAAUGUCAUAACAUAG